GCGAGCGGCUUUGCCUUUGUCGAUCAGCAAUUAAUUAUUAUAGUAUAUAUAGUUAAACGAUUAUACUCCAUAGAGAAUAAAUAUCCACAAUUAGCCAAAAAAUGAUUAAGAAACAAUGCAGCGCUAAUUACAGAUUCAGCUUUGAGCCGCCGAGCGCCACCUGGAUGAAAAGCUACUUUUCUGUCCGAUGUUUUUUUUCUAAUACAUUUUUAUUUUCCAAACGGGAGACGGAAGCAAGAAUUGUAUCCAGCACGCGCUGUGUUGAACAAAUGGGGAUUUCUAAUGGAAGCUCGUUGGUGCAGAUGUGCAUCGUCAAAGUCGCUCAAAACAUGCAUUUGUUGGAAAGAAAGGUUGCGAAUCUGCCUGUCUCUCUCCUGAAAGACCUGCUGUCACAUCUAAACAUUUAUUAUCUGGACAGAAUCGAAUCUGCUGCUGCCUCCAAAGGAGUCUCCACGUCUGUCAUUUGGGCAGCAAUAUGGAGAGAUCUGGACCAGACGUGGCGCUGGAGAUUGAAGUCAGCACUGCCCGAUCAGGACGUGAAGCAGAGAUGUUUGGAGAGGCUGUUUCACAUGGUGCUGUUCACUCAGAUCAGACGGGGAGGAUCGUACCUCUCCGAUCUCAGCGAGUCUUCCAUUCUCUCCAUGACUGUAAAACACGUCCGAGUCCUUUCUCUCCACACAUCAACCAGAAACAUCUGCAGGCUCUCGUCCGGGGACCUGCGGCCCAUCCUGAGCAGCCUAGAAAAGGGAGUGAAGUCCCUCAAAUUACUGGAUGCAAAAUCGCUGUUCAAACACGGCCGGAAACACGUGCUGUUUGUCCUCCACCGGCUCCUGGAUCACGGCUCUGUUAGAGAAGUGGUUCUGAGAAGAAACCCAGAUUCAUCUUUUCUGAGCUGGCUCACGUCCAGACGCAGAGGUCAUCAGUUAUCGGUGUCCAGUGCUCCGGAGGCAUCCCACGCUGACGGACAUCGUUCAGUUUUAGGUGAAUUCGACUCGAGGUGUAGUGCAGAGCUGGAGGAACCUGCUGCCAAACGCCUCGCUUUAGACAUGGAGGAAAACCCAGAGGUUUUGUGCAGUGAGUUUUCAUCCUCAAGCCGCUCUGCUGACCGCUGCCCUGAAGGUCAGAUCCACUCGCUUGAUUUUGAAGUGUCCAAAUGUGAUAUCCUGACCACAGUGUCUCGUAUCCUGCCGACAUGGUUGUGUCUCCACACGCUACAUCUUCACAGUGACUGGCUCAUUAGUGAGCAGGAGAUGUCAGUGUUGGUGGAGUCUCUCAGACGGUUGUUUCUGAACCCCGGCUGCUCUCUGACGGAUCUCAGUAUAAGUCACGUCAGCGCUCACACACACGUGAUCAGCAUCCUGCGAGCCUGUCUGACCCUUCAGAACCUGUCUCUGGAGAUCUGUCCGCCUGCCGAGAGAAACCAGUGGAGACCGCAGCCGCGUUUCACUGAACACAAAGAGCUCUGCCUGGAAAAGCUGACAGUCAGAUCCACUGGUCCAAUGACAGUGACGUGCUUUCUGCCGGUCCUAAAAUUAACUCCAAAACUCAGCAGCCUUCAUUUCACAGGAAUCCAUCUGUCACAGGAGUUUUUUCACACAUUAACAGGAUCUAAUCCAUCCCUCAAGGUAUUAAAGCUGGAAGACAUAAACUUAUCUGACCAUCACCAGGAGAUUCUUCAGUUUCUGGAACGUUCUGUGUUAGAAGAGCUGUCCUUCAGAGACUGCAGGCUGCUGGAUAAGUGUGCGGUAAAGAAGGACUUCCUGCUGCCAUUUGUAGAAGCACUGAAAGGGAUUUCCUCCCUCCGGACCCUGAUGCUGGCCCAGAAUCGCCUGGCAACAAGUGCCAUAGAGAUUGCUAGAUUAUUCUCAGGAUGCCGCCCAAGCAAAAUCACAAAAGUAGACCUAAGCUCAAAUUUCAUUCUUCCUGCUGAGCUGCUGGAGUUCGCGCAGCUGCUGGAAACAUACAGACCUGUUCAGCGCCUCACUCUGGACCUGAGGUCUAAUCCACUGGAUCGUGACCCGGAGGUCAAAGGUCAAGCGCUGCGAAAGCUCCUCCCAUACUGUAAUAUAUUAACAGACGACUGGGACUCCAGGUCCACUAUGGCAGAUCACAUCAGUGUGAUGUGACAAAUUCUGCAGCUGCUCUUGUGAAAGACAUUUGUGAGCAAAAGCACAUGGACAUAAAUGACCUGCACAAACACAUUGAGUAUAAUUACACCUUAAGAUGGAGAUGUUUACAAAAUAAAUACAAUGAAAGCAACUGGAAAAAGGAGUGUGCUAUUGAUUGAACAGUAGAAAAGUUUGAGAAAUCUCCUCCAUUUAGACCGAUCACGGUGCAGUCCGAAUCAUCUGGAGGAGCGAAACAUGACAGCAGAAAAGUGAAUUUGACUUCAAUAACACCACUGAGCAUCUUAAAAACUGAUGCUGAUUUGCAAAAAAAGUCCUAAUAUUACAUAAUUUGGUGAUGCUGAGUUCAAAAAUAUCAAAACCUUUCCAUUAUGUACAAGUUUGUUAUACACGCGGUAUGUAACAGCUUUGAUGAACUUCAAAUAAAAACAUCAAGUUUCAA
Carassius gibelio (silver crucian carp) is the source of this 2568-nucleotide messenger RNA. RefSeq names its product leucine rich repeat containing 41 (gene lrrc41). The transcript has 10 exons. NCBI's taxonomy places the organism in Eukaryota, Metazoa, Chordata, Actinopteri, Cypriniformes, Cyprinidae. The record is from RefSeq and is a predicted model, not a curated record. The coding region runs from base 102 to 2126 and encodes 674 amino acids.